Amphiprion ocellaris (clown anemonefish) is the source of this 1152-nucleotide messenger RNA. It is a transcript of the gene tnfb, whose product is annotated as tumor necrosis factor b (TNF superfamily, member 2). Gene Ontology annotation, molecular function: tumor necrosis factor receptor binding. Gene Ontology annotation, biological process: immune response. The record is from RefSeq and is a predicted model, not a curated record. The transcript has 4 exons. Gene Ontology annotation, cellular component: membrane. Bases 51 to 794 code for a protein of 247 amino acids. NCBI's taxonomy places the organism in Eukaryota, Metazoa, Chordata, Actinopteri, Pomacentridae.
UCUAACACAAUAGCACACACAAAGAGAGAAGUAUCAGUCCAGAGCACAGCAUGGUGGAGUACACAAUCACACCGGGUGACGUGGAGGCCGGCCUGGAGGAGAGGACGGUGGUUCUGGUUGACAAGAAGUCAUCAUCGUCCUGGAUGUGGAAGGUGUGCGGGGCCCUGCUCGUGGUGGCCCUUUGUUUCGGAGGCGUCCUCAUGUUUGCUUGGCAGUGGAACGGGAGGUCAGAAACGAAGACGCAAUCAGGCCAGACAGAAGCUCUAAUCGGGAAGGACGGUGCUGAGAAAACAGAUCCCCACUACACGCUGAGUCGAAUCAGCAGCAAAGCCAAGGCAGCCAUCCAUUUAGAAGGUAGCUACGAUGAAGGCGAGAGCUCUGAUCUGGAGUGGACCAACGGUCAGGGCCAGGCGUUCGCUCAGGGCGGCUUCCGGCUGGCCAACAACCAAAUCGUGAUCCCGCAGACCGGCCUCUACUUCGUGUACAGCCAGGCGUCGUUCAGAGUGUCCUGCAGCGACGAGGACGGAAGACGCCUGGCGCCUCUCAGUCACAGGAUCUGGCGCUACUCGGACUCGGUUGGAAGUAAAGUGUCGGUGAUGAGCGCGGUAAGGUCGGCGUGCCAGAACACGGCUCAGGACGACAGCCUCAGAGACGGGCAGGGCUGGUACAACGCCAUCUACCUGGGCGCCGUGUUUCAGCUGAAUAAAGGCGACCGACUGUGGACAGAAACCAACCAGCUGUCGGAGCUGGAGACCGAAGAGGGCAAGACUUUCUUCGGCGUGUUUGCACUUUGAACUGUUCAGAGACUUUGUUUUAUUUUUAUCAUCCUCGUGGUGAUGUAGGAAUGUUUAAAUCUCAAUUGAGAUGGAACGCUGAAUUUUUAAAAACCCUAUAAACUGUAACAGUUUGCAAUGUUUUUUUUUUAUUUUAGGCACUUUUUUGACAUUAUUUAUGCUGACCUGAGAUUGUAGAAGACUCAACUUUCUCUGCUGUACCACAUGAUGACGCAGCUCUUCACCAGAGAGUUCACGUACAGACCAUUAUUACCUAUUACAAGCUGUAUGUAUUUAUUUGUAUUUAUUUGUAUUUAAAUUGUGGGAUUAGCUGUUUAAUGAUAUUUAUGUACUUUGUGCACAUAAUUAAAAUGCAAAA